AUGGCGGAUCUUAAGAAUUUGAUGGAGUACAGUGAAAUCGUUAGCAAGAUGUUCGCUGAUGAAGAUGAAGGAUAUCAGUUUUAUAACGCAUACGCUCUUGGCAAAGGGUUUAGUGUGAGGAAAAGCUAUGUUGAGUGGAACAGUGACCACACUGAGCUCACCCUUCGGCGGUAUGUUUGCAGUCGUCAAGGUUACCGUGAAGAGAAGUAUGUGAAGAAGGAGAUUAAGAAGCGGAGGCCACGGGAUAUAACUCGUGUUGGAUGCCCUGCAAAAUUGAUGCAGUACGGUGGGUAUGACAAGGUUGGCUAUACAUCAAGGGACUUGUAUAAUUUCUGCCAUCUCUAUAAGCAAGAGAUAAUUGCUGGUGGUGAUGCUCAAACAAUAAUCAGUCACCUGAUGGAACGUCAAAUUAGAGAUUCUGAUUUCUUUUUCAAGUACAUGACUGAUGGGGAAGGACACCUGCAGGGACUGUUCUGGUGUGAUACUCAAUAUCUGCUUGAUUAUGAAGCAUUUGGUGAUGUUGUUGUAUUUGAUAGCACCUACAAAAUAAAUCGGUACAACCUGCCCCUUGUUCCUUUUGUUGGAGUGAAUCACCAUUACCGCAAAGUUAUUUUCGGAUGUGGAAUUAUUUCUCACGAGAAUAUCGAGUCAUAUGUGUGGCUGCUGAAAAUGAAAACAUUUACUGAAGCUAAUGUUCAGAAGCAUUCUAUUUCCGUGAUCACUGAUGGAGACCUCGCUAUGCAGAGAGCAAUCAGUGUGGUGUGGCCGAAUUCACCGCAUAGGCUUUGCGGAUGGCAUAUUGAGCAGAACCUUGUGCGCAAUGUUCACGAUAAUAUAGUGAAGGCUGAGUUCAGGAUUUUUAUGUAUGACCUUUGCUCCAUAGAAGAGAUUGAGAGGAAAUGGCAGGCAUUUUUCGAAAAGUAUGAUGUCUGA
This is a messenger RNA of Panicum virgatum (switchgrass), 933 nucleotides long. Its product is annotated as protein FAR1-RELATED SEQUENCE 5-like. The transcript is spliced from 2 exons. The record is from RefSeq and is a predicted model, not a curated record. Lineage: Eukaryota; Viridiplantae; Streptophyta; Magnoliopsida; Poales; Poaceae. The coding region runs from base 1 to 933 and encodes 310 amino acids.